AGAAAAUAAAUUUAAAUAAUAGAUUUAGCAAAAUUUUGUUAAAAGUAUUUUGGGUAUUGUGUGUAAGAAAACAAGAAUUUAAAAUAUGGGUUUAACGAUAUAUUGUGAAAAUGUUAAGGCGGAAACUAUAUACGAGCAGCUGGGUACGGAUAUUUGCAGUAUAACUACCGUUAAAUGGGAGGCCUCCAUUAUAGCAGCUACAUUGCUGCUGGCCAUUAUAGUUUACAUGCUGUGGAAGUUUAAAUUUAGGUGCCAUAAAGCUUUGUUAACAUUUCAUAAUUUAAGGGCAGCCGUGGCUCUUUUAUUAUUCGCCAUUAAUACAAUAGAAUUGGCCAAGGCAUUGCUGCCGCUGCCCAGCAAUAUAAAUGAUGCAGGAAUAGGUGGUAACAGUGCUAACAACGGAUAUGAAAACAAUUACCAGCAAGGAAACGGAAGUGAAAGUAAUUUGCCACAACAGCAGCAGCAGACAUUUAUAGACACCGAACCGGAUCAUAUUGUAGUUGUUAUUGGUUUUGCCUCACUGGCCAAUGCCUUGGCCGCUUUGAUUUUAACCAUCAUGUUAAUUUGGUAUCAUCGUUUGGUGGAAACAAAAAAAUCUUUAGAAUUUUUAUAUGUCAGCAGCACAUUGUCGGUGUUAAUUUUCAUUUUACGUAUUUAUGAAUUGGCGGAAAUUGUUUAUUAUGAUUCAAUUAUGGCCCUGGAAUCUAUUAUACAAGCCUCAUCGGCCUUCUGUUUAUUGCUAUUGGCCAUUAUAGAUGGUUUUACUGUUUACAAAGAGCGCUAUCGUCCCGACUACUUGGAAGACUAUGACAAAAUCGGCUACAGACACACUUUGGCUACCUUUUAUUCCAAAGCCUGCUUCUGGUGGCUAACCCCCUUGCUAUGGUUUGGCUAUAAAGAACCUUUGGAAUUGGAAGAUUUGGGUCAAAUGCGUGUAGAGGACAGUGCCCGAGCACACUAUGAUCGUUUUCUGUUAAUUUAUAAAACAGCUAAAGUGAAAAAUUCAAAUAAACCUCCCUCUUUGUGGUUGUGCUAUUUGAAAAGCAGUUGGCGGAUGUUCACAUUGGGUGGCCUGCUGAAAUUGUUUGGAGAUUUAUUUGCGGUGAUUGGGCCACUGGCCAUACAACAAAUUGUACAAUACAUAGAGAAUAUGUAUGCUUUGCAAUACAAUAAAAACAGCAACAGCAACAACAAUAAUAAUGCAUUACUACAGAUGAACACAAGCAAGAGCAAUAAUAUAAGUAGAGGCAAUAACAAUACAUCAAUUACCCCACCAGAGAUGCAAACGUCAUUGUCAUCUCUAACGUCAUUAUUAGCAAAAGCAGCAACAUCAUCGUAUUCAACAUUAUUAUCUAACGAAGAGAAUGAAGAUAAUUUAGGCAGAAGCAUUAGAAGUCCUAUUAACAUACAGGCAGCAGUUGUUAAAACUGUAAAACAAGUAGUAACACAAGCACAAGAAGCUGCUGCAGCAGCAGCAACAGGAUCAAUAUGGUUGCCAAAUUUAAAUGACACUUAUAACAAUGGCAACAGCCACAGCAACAUCAACAGCAACUAUAGGUACAAUGAGAAUAAUACCAAUGUGUAUAAUCAAAUUGCAAAUGGCAUCGAUUACAUUGAUACCACAUCCUACUCAUCAUCGUCGCCGUAUUCCAAUUUAUACUCAAGUGGUGCUGAAGUGAAAAUUUACUAUCCAACUUGGUUAGAUUUACUAGCGAAUGGCUGGGCCAUUGCCUGGUUAGUUUUGUUGGCCGCUUUGGCACAGGGUGCCUUAUCACAGGCCUCCACACAUAUACUCAAUAUGACUGGCAUCAGGAUUAAGACAUCACUGCAGGGUCUUAUUUAUCGUAAAACACUAUUGUUAAAUUCAACAUGUAUUGGUGGUGGUGAUGGUGGUGUUGGUGCAGCUGAUGUAACGGAAACUUUGAACAUCAAUUCACAAACAACAACAACAACAAAUGAAGCUAGUAAUGUUACAACAACACCUCCUGUAGCCGGAAGUAAAACUGAGAAUAGUGUGAAUGCUAAUUGUCAAAAUGAGCCUAGUAAUAAUAUGGCCAAUAAUAAUCAUAAAGAUACCAAUUACCUUAAGGCCAACAAAAACGGCAGAGAAGAAAUCGAAAAUUCUUUAAGUGAUAUUGGUGCCAUAACAAAUUUGAUGUCGGAAGACACUUUAAAUAUAAUGUCCUUCUUUUGGAUUGCUCAUUAUGUCUGGGCCAUACCCUUAAAAAUUGCUAUUGUGAUGUAUUUGCUGUAUUUAAAGCUGGGCAUAAGUGCGGUAAUUGGCUCUUUUGUGUGCAUAUUAACCAUGACUCCUUUGCAGUUUCUAAUAGGCAAAGCCAUGUCCAAAAAUACUGAAGUUAUGGCGAAAUUCACUGAUAAUCGCUUAAGAAAACUACAUGAUUGUUUUGUGGCCAUUAAACUGAUAAAACUAAAUGCCUGGGAUAAUGUGUUUAUAAAGAAAAUAACGGAGGCUAGAAAACAGGAAUUGAAAUACCUAAAUAAGGACUCUUUCUACUGGACCAUAAUGACCAUUUUAACCCACAUAUCUUCAGUUUUAAUCACUUUUGUUACCUUGGCGGUUUAUGUUUAUCGCGAAUCAGGUGCUGACUUUACCGCCAGUCGUUUAUUUUCCGCCUUGGCCCUGUUUCAACAACUCACCGUACCCCUGCUGAUAUUUCCCAUUACCGUGCCCAUCAUUUUAUCGGCUGUGGUCUCCACCAAAAGACUGGAGACAUUUUUGGCCGCCCACGAAAUACAAAAACAAUUUGAAGGCAUACGUAAUAUGGCAAGGAUUUUAAGCAAAAGUGAUGCUUCUCUGGAUAUGUAUGAGGUGAAGUCUCAAUCUUUACCCUCAAAUAUUGCUCUUAAAAAUGUUAGUGAGAAACCUAAAAUAAAGAUUAUAAUACCAGACAAACCGGCCCCCUUGGCCAAUUCAGAACCUCACACACCCUUAGUCAUAUGCGAUACGAAAGAGCCUCUACGUUUUUCGGAUGACCAUAAAAAGCUAUCGUUACAUGCUCGCAAAGAACUAUUGCGCAAUACUCCGUAUGUGGUAAUAAGACCCAGAAAGCUACAAAUGUCGGGUUUGCCUCAGGCACCAGCACCUAGUGUAGCAGCUAAUGUUGCUGCGACCAAUAAUAUACACAGGAAAACUGAUUCUUGGCAUCGUGAUUCUUUGUUGCUGAAAAUGCCCGAUGAUAUAGCGGUGUCGGUGAAGGAUUGUAAAUUCUCUUGGAAUCCUCAGAAGUUGCUGCAAAUCUUAUAUAUACGCGAUAUUGUUAUACUUAGAGGGAAACUGACCAUGAUUGUGGGUAAGAAUGGCAGUGGCAAGUCUUCAUUGCUGUCGGCAUUGCUGAUGGAAAUGCCUUUGAUAUCGGGUGAUAUGAUAUGGAACAAAACCUCUACCAUUGCCUUUGUGCCCCAGCAGCCAUGGCUGCUUAAUGCCAGCAUUCGAGAGAAUAUUCUAUUUGGUGAAUCUUUUCGUCCACGACGUUACGAUUUCGUUUUAGAAGCCUGUGCUCUCAAGCCAGACAUAGAGCUAAUGCCGGCCGGUGAUUUGACAGUGAUAGGAGAGCGGGGUAUAAACAUGUCGGGUGGUCAAAGGCAGAGAGUGGCCAUAGCCAGAGCUUUAUACUCAUCAGCCAACGUGGUGAUAAUGGAUGAUCCUUUAUCAUCGUUAGACAAUGAAGUGGCCCGUCACAUAUUUGAACAAAGUAUUAAAAAAAUGCUAUUGAAAGCCAAUCGCACUGUCAUUUUAGUGACACAACAAUUAAAUUUACUCCAACAGGCGCACAAUUUAAUUGUGUUGAAAGAUGGUUGCCUGCAAGCAUCCGGUAGCUACAAGGAUAUCGAAGUAACUCAUCCUCAUAUAAUCGCUAAAUGGAAUUCAAUAAUUGCUAAAGCCAAUGCAAAAGACCAACAAAAUAAUUCAGUCGAAAAUGCCGCCUUAGGACGCACUGCGCGUGAACGUUGGAAAUUAUUUAAAAAUGUGGCCAAAGUGGGUCUACAACGCUCAACCUCCAUAACAAAUGCAGGUGCUGGCAAUAGUGCUACAGCUGCUCAUAACAGUCACAGUGAAGUGGAUGCGGAAACAGAAAUGAAAACAACCAUUUCUAUGGAAAAUAUAUUGGCGGCCGAUGAUGAUGAAGAUGCUUACAAUCAAAUGAUGCCGGUGCAUUCCUCAAUGAUCUCCCACAACACCAGUUUCAAACUGAAACGUACGCCCUCCACCGUCUACGGCUCCAGACAUCUCAUCUAUGAUGUACCUCUACCCCUGGAUGAAUGUCAAACCGACAACGUUAUACUAAGACGCCGCAGACGCACCAGCAGUCGCAGCGAUAGUCAGCAAAAAGCACGGCCCAGCUCACGAACCUCUAGUCGCUUGAGUAACAUCAGCAAUACACCCACCGAAUUGAGAAGAAGUUUACUAACGAACAGCUGCAGCAGUGCCAAUAGUUAUAUGACCAAUUUAAGCAGCAAUUAUGGUGAUGAAUCGCCUUCCACACGCACCCAAUCAUGGCAGCCGGUAGGAGCAACCAACAAUAAACAACAUCAGCCGGUGGCAAGGAAUAUUUCCUCGCCUCCGGCUUUCGAUGAGCAACAGGUGAAAGAGGAAGAUGAAAAAGAUUCGGAUGCAGCUUUAGUGGCCGAUUUGGUAAAGACAUCGGGAUCCAAUAAUGGUUUUCAACAGUUUCUAAGAAGAAUGUCCAUGCGGAAAUCAUGUAAGCCCAAGGGAGUGGUAACAGUGCAACAUAAUAGAAGACAGCAUGGCAAUACUGGGUCAAUAUUAAGCAUCUCAGAGGAAUCUGGCAUUGCUGGCUGUAGUGCUGCCUCAGUGCCAUCAAUUGAAUUGAGUUCAGUGGCUGCAACGGAUGCUGAAACUGAGACGGAAAGUUGGAUAGCGGGUAUAGAAAAUGAAGAAUCCAUACAAGAUGCCAAUAUUGACUAUAAAAUGUUGCUGGCCAACAAUGAAAAUAAUUCAAUGAAAACAGGUGGUGCUGAUGUUGCUACAGCCUGCAAUAAACCAAUCUGCAAUACAGCAGCGGCAGCAACAACAACAACAUUGCCACAAACUUUAGCAGAAAAAACAACUACAAAUUAUGAUGUUGAACGUAAAUAUGGCAAAAUACCGGCGGAAAUAUAUUUGCUUUAUUUGCGUGCAUCUGGUUUAACAAUUGUUUUAAUAUUUUUCAUCACGGCCCUAAUUUGGCAAACAUUGCGUGUUUAUACGGAUGUCUGGUUACAGCAAUGGACUGACUACAACAUCCAUUCAUAUAAUCUACAAAAAGCAACAGCAGUUGCUCCACUUGCUGCCACAAAAAAUAUAUCCGCACUACAUAAACAGCAACAACAGCAGCCAACAGAGCAACAAAUGAGCCACAAAUAUGCAUCAGCAGCAACAACAACUACAAUGACUGCAUUUGCAUCUGCAUCAGUGGUAUCUUCUGGAGCAACAAUGACUGAAAAUGUGGAUCGUCAUGAAGUCACGUAUUAUUUUCAUAUUUAUGCGGCCAUUUCGGGUGUUUGUAUUGUGAUGGCCAUGUUAUCAACGCCGGCUGGUCAAUGGGCCGGCUGUAAAGCUCGUCAAAAUUUGCAUGAUAAACUUUUACAGUCGAUUAUGCACAAGUCAUUGCAUUUUUUUCAAAUUACCCCAUUGGGCAGAAUAAUGAAUAGGUUUAGUAAUGAUAUGGCCAUAAUAGAUAAGAAAAUUGCUGCUACUAGUCAGCGCCUGUUACAAUUUACUUUAUUGUGUCUGUGUGCCAUUCUAAUCAAUGUCAUUAUUACCCCCUGGUUUAUGGUGGUGACCAUACCCGUCUGUCUGGCAUAUUAUGCCAUUCAAAAGUUCUAUAGAUGUUCCUCCAGAGAAUUGCAGCGUAUUGAGAAUUCCACAAACUCACCAGUCAUUUCCCAUCUAUCGGAAACAAUACAAGGUGUAACUACAAUACGUGCCUACAAUCAGGAGUCACGUUUCACAGAAAUCCUGUUUCGGCGUCUCGAAGAAAAUACUAUAGCCUUUACCAUAUUGAAUACAAGCAAUCGCUGGUUGGGAAUAUCAUUGGAUUACCUGGGUGGUGUGAUUGUAUUUGUGGCCAUAGUGACAGCUUUAUUGGCGGCAACAAUAGCCUGCAACAGUUAUAGUAAACAACAGCAGCAGCAACAAUCCAGCAAUGAUGAACACAUGAUGACAGGCGACACAAAAGAAACACUGUUGCCCCUAACACCGACACCAUCUUUAGUUGGUUUGGCCAUAAACUAUACACUGCUGAUGCCAAUUUAUUUGAAUUGGGUUGUAAAACUUUUGGCCGAUAUGGAAAUGUAUGUUGGUUCCGUUGAACGUAUUGCUUAUUAUGCUGAUGCUUCGGAAACUAUGGAAGUCGAUGAUGAAAACAAUAAAUUAGGGCACCCAGAAGAAACUACAGAAAAAACAGGACAUAAUGAAGAAAACAGAGCUGGCGCUGAUGAUGUGGCAAAUGUCAGUUGUAGCAGCAACAACAAUUGUAAAGAGUGCAUCAUAACAAAAGAAAAUAAUGAAGAUAUUGUACCAAAUACUUUAACUAUCACUGGUCUGAUAGCAAAGUCUACAACUUCACCAGACAACAAUGAUAAAUGUUUAAACUUAACUGCAAAUAAUAAAACAACCGACAACAAUGUCGAUACAGCUACUGCCACAGCUUGUACCAUAAAUAAAGCAGCUACUGAUGAUGAUACCCAUCAUCAUCUUACUAAUGAUGGACAUAUUGCAGCUGAAACCACAAAAACUUUAGCACAUAAACAGCAAACAACAAUAGCAGCAGCAGCAGCAUCAGGAGCAGGAGCAACAAAAUGUGACGACAACAAUGACAUGAAGACGAUUGCAACAUCACCACGAACAUCUACAGCAGCAGCCAAGAACAUUAAGAAUAAGAAGUCUUUUACAUCUUCUAACUCGAACACAUCGUCGAAGCCAUUAGAACGUAAUGAUGCAGAAAGGAGAGCCAGUGUGCGUCGUUUGGCCAAGUAUAAAAAACAAUACAAACCAGUAGCAAUUUCGUGGCCACAACGUGGUGAUAUAUCUUUUGAAAAUGUCAGUUUACGUUAUGAAGGCCAACCAGAGGAUGUUAUUAAAAAUUUAAAUUUAACAAUAGCAUCAGGUCAAAGGAUUGGCAUUUGUGGCCGCACCGGCAGUGGUAAAUCAUCAUUGGCCUUGUCACUGUUUGGUGUUUUACAGAUCAGUCAUGGUUGCAUACGCAUCGAUGGCAAUGAUAUCGCCACCAUACAUCCCGAUGAGAUACGUACGAGAUUAUCAAUAAUCCCACAGGAUGUGCAUUUGUUUAGCAUGACAGUUAGAGAGAAUCUUGACCCGUCUGGUUACUAUUCGGAUUUAGAGCUAUGGAAUUGCCUUGAAUUGGCACAAUUGAAGGAGUUUGUCAAUACAAAAAUGCCACAGGGCUUGGAUACUGAAAUCCUGGAUGGUGGUCUUAACUUGAGUGUGGGUCAUCGUCAACUGUUCUGUUUGGCACGUGCCAUUUUAAGGGGUUCCGUGUGUUUGGUGUUAGAUGAGGCCACCAGUGCCUUAGAUGCUACCACAGAAAGGGCUUUACUAAAUGCCGCUCAUAAGGCUUUUCAGGGCAGAACCAUUAUCACCAUAGCUCAUCGUUUAUCCACCAUUAUGGACUAUGAUCGUAUUAUUGUUUUGGAUCAAGGCAAAAUCAUAGAAGAUGGCUCACCCCAAGAGUUAAAGCAGAAACCAGAUGGUAUUUUUUCCACACUUAUACAUUCGGGUCGACCUUUGUCUGCUAUCAGCCUGGACGAUGUGCUUAAUUAAGCUUCCAAAGUUAUUGUAGCUUUAACUGUAUUUUAGUUUUGUGUAUAAAUUGUACUUAAUUUGUAAAUUAUUGUAAUAUUUCUGUUCAUGUAUAAAAUAAAUCACAUAUAUUUUAACGA
Calliphora vicina (urban bluebottle blowfly) is the source of this 7923-nucleotide messenger RNA. RefSeq names its product Sulfonylurea receptor (gene Sur). Gene Ontology annotation, cellular component: membrane. Gene Ontology annotation, biological process: transmembrane transport. The transcript has 23 exons. Gene Ontology annotation, molecular function: ATP binding; ATP hydrolysis activity; ABC-type transporter activity. The record is from RefSeq and is a predicted model, not a curated record. NCBI's taxonomy places the organism in Eukaryota, Metazoa, Arthropoda, Insecta, Diptera, Calliphoridae. The coding region runs from base 86 to 7804 and encodes 2572 amino acids.